AUGGAAGCUCAAUCAAACGAAGAAAACACCGCCGCCGUCACGUCGCCUGCUGCCGCCACUACGUCGACCACCACGACGUACACGUCCUCGGAACCUACUGCUACCACGGAGACUUCCGCGGAGACUACCACAACAAUUCCAAGGGCGCCGCGCACCACAGCUUCAAAAAAGAAGAAAGAAUUGGCUAAAGCCAGAGAAGAAUUGCUACGCAAGGAGGUAGAACUGGCCGCCGCACGCGUCGCAGCAUUGGAGGCAGACACGGACGACGAAGAGGAGGACGAAAAUGAAGAGGACGCCGCCACAUUAAGAAGAGAGAGGACUACGGACUGGAUUCGCCGGACGAGCACAUUGGCACUCACAAUGGAGCCGCACACAGAGAGGACGACCGCCGACUUGCAUCAGGGGAUUAAUAUCUCAUCGAUACCCGCCGGAGAGGGAACGAAAGCGCCGCAGCCGCAGCCGUGCAGCGACGCAUUCCGACGGGACCAUGCAAGCCACAACGGUCCGAGGGACGACUCCAUAGCACCAAUGAUGCCAACGAAGAAAGAAGAGGAUUCACUGAAAGGGGGCAUCGACUAUAAGGACUUGGCGACUGCGAUGACUAUGGCAGCUCGCGCAAUUCAGCCCUCCACAGUGCCGCGAGUCACAGAACUACCACCCUUCAACGGCGCGUCAAGCGAAUGGCUGCCCUGGAAGAUGGCCUACGAAGAGUCUGCGGGGCAGCUGACCGAGCAAGAAAACUUGGGUAGAUUACGUCGGUGUUUAAAGGGUGCGGCCAAAGAGGCUGCACACUGUCUUUUCGUUGGGGAUACGUCUGCAGCAGAAGUAAUACAAUUACUUGCUACGAGGUUCGGCCGUCCAGGAGCACUCGUGAUGGCCGAGAUGAAUAAACUUCGUGCGCUGCCGCGGCUGUCAGACAACCCCAAGGACAUCUGUCUAUUCGCAUCCAGAAUAGCCAAUGUCACUGCAACAAUUCAAGCCCUGAAGAAGAACCACUAUUUGUACAACGAAGAAGUGACAAGAUCCAUCACGGAGAAGAUGCCUUCUGCGCUACGAUUCAAAUACUACGACUUCGUAGCAGAACAGCCAGCUGAUCAACCGGACCUGAUAACGCUCUCCAAGUUCCUGCAAAUCACCGCAGCCAGGUGCGGUGACUUCGCACCCGCCGAAGUAAUAGUAAAUGAAGACCGGCGGGAGCCAGCAACGAAGAGAAGCGUGAAAACAUACAUCACGCAGGAGAAACCGACUUCACCGCCGUGUCCGACGUGCAACAGGGAGGGACACGCACCACCCGAUUGCAUCACUGUGAAGAACGCCGAGCCACAAGCAAGAUGGGAGAUAGCAAAAAAACACAGGCUAUGUUUCCGUUGCCUGAGGAUAAAAAGAUUUCGUCACAACUGCAAGACGAAGAGAUGCAACGUUGGUGGGUGUACACACCUACAUCACCCACUCCUGCACGUCGACACCAUAGAGAAGAAGGACAGCGAGCCCUCCGAUGAUAAAGCAGCCGCAGUCGUCGCGUCUGCGAGAGAAGAUAAGAAGAUCGCAUUCCUCAAGAUAGUGCCGAUACAAGUGAUCGGUCCCAAAGGAACGUGCGAUACAUACGCACUCCUGGUCGACGGCGCAACGUGCACCAUCAUCGAAGAAGCAACAGCGAAGCAAAUCGGCGCCACUGGUCCUCCCGCACCCUUCUACAUAGAGGCCGUGGCCGGGACACGCAUAAACGCCGAUGAAUCGAAGCUUGUCCACUUCACAAUACGGGGACGAAGAUCGGAAGAUCAUGCCGUGUCUGCGCGAACCAUGAAGAAACUACUGUUAUCUCCACAAACAGUAUCACGCAGCGCAAUAGAAGACUGUCCACACUUGUACGAUAUAAUAGAUCAGCUGACAUAUGAAGAAGGUCAACCGACGGUUCUGCUGGGUCAAGACAACUGGCAUUUGCUGCUCGCACAUGAAGUCAGAAGAGGCAAUAAGACACAACCGGUCGCAUCACUCACCGACCUGGGUUGGGUGUUGCACGGCACGGGAGCGGCGAGAGCGAGACAGCAAGUGCACAGAAUCAGUCACUUAGUCGACGGGCAAGAAAAUGAAGAAUCCAUAGAGCGAUUAAUGAAAGAACACUUCGCUCUCGAAUCACUGGGCGUCACACCGAAGCGCUCAUACAAUGAAGAGGAACAACGCGCGCUGAAAAUAUUGCAAGAAAAAACUCGCCCGUUACCGGCGGGAGGCUACGAGACCGCGUUGCUAUGGAAACGCGACAACGCAACGCCGCCGGCUAACUACGACUCAGCAAUGCGACGCCUCGAGUUAAUUGAGAAAAAACUCGACAAGAAUGAAGACAUGAAGAACAGAUAUAAACAGCAAAUUACCACGCUGUUAGAAAGGGGAUAUGCAGAAAUCGCCCCACCGGUGAAGACUGAACGAGUAUGGUACCUGCCACACUUCGCUGUCAUCAACCCACAGAAACCGGACAAGCUGCGCAUCGUGCACGACGCCGCCGCCAAGACAAGGGGCAUUAGUCUCAACGACAUGCUACUGUCGGGACCCGACCUACUCCAAUCACUACCUGGGGUCCUCAUGAGGUUCCGACAGCGCCGUGUGGCGGUCACAGCGGACAUCAAGGAUAUGUUCAUGCGUGUCACAAUACGAGAAGAAGACCGAGACAUGCAACGGUUUCUAUGGAGAGGAGAUCGACGCCAGGGCCCAGCUGUCGAAUAUAGGAUGAAGAGCGUCAUCUUCGGGGCCACUUCGUCGCCAUGCACGGCGAUAUACGUGAAGAACAAGAACGCCGAACUACAUAAAGAAGAGUUCCCGGAGGCGGCUGCAGCGGUGGUUGUCAAUCACUAUGUUGACGACGAAUAUAUUACAAGAAACGUGGCGCACGGGUAUCGGCUGGGCCACCGAACUGCAAGAACGGGAAGCAGCAGCGUGGCGGAGCUGGAUAUCGCACGCACAGCAGUUACCCCACUUGGUAAUACCACGGUGUUACCCCGGUGUGGCGACGGCACAUACGACGGAGCUUCACACAUUCGUCGACGCGAGCUCAGAUGCAUACGCCUGUGUCGUAUACUGGCGGGCCGUAUGCGUGACCGGCGAGGUACGUGUGUCACUCAUCGCAGCCAAGGGAAGAGUGGCCCCUUUAAACAAGGUCACCACUAUACCACGUCUGGAGCUGCAAGCGGCCGUACUAGGGAGCCGCCUGUCACGCACGGCUGUCGAAGAACACGAUCUGAAACCUGCCCGUCGUGUCUACUGGUCGGAUUCGCGUACCGUACUGUCUUGGUUACGCACCGGGCCGCGUGCAUUCAAGCCCUUCGUCGCUCACCGAGUCGCUGA
Achroia grisella is the source of this 3336-nucleotide messenger RNA. RefSeq lists its product as uncharacterized. The coding region runs from base 1 to 3336 and encodes 1111 amino acids. The record is from RefSeq and is a predicted model, not a curated record. The transcript has a single exon. Lineage: Eukaryota; Metazoa; Arthropoda; Insecta; Lepidoptera; Pyralidae.